Messenger RNA from Cucurbita maxima (winter squash), 799 nucleotides. RefSeq names its product transcription factor MYB106-like. The coding region runs from base 16 to 663 and encodes 215 amino acids. The transcript is spliced from 4 exons. NCBI's taxonomy places the organism in Eukaryota, Viridiplantae, Streptophyta, Magnoliopsida, Cucurbitales, Cucurbitaceae. The record is from RefSeq and is a predicted model, not a curated record.
GCUGUUUAUAUCCAAAUGGGAACCUCUCCUCGCCGCCACAAGUCAGGGUUGAAGAAAGGGCCAUGGACGCCGGAAGAAGACCACAAACUCUUGGCUUACAUUCAGCAGCAUGGCCAUGGAAGCUGGCGAACCUUGCCACCGAAAGCAGGACUCGAACGAUGUGGAAAGAGUUGUAGACUUCGAUGGACGAAUUACCUCCGACCCGACAUCAAAAGAGGAAAAUUCAGUUUGCACGAAGAGCAAGCGAUCGUUCAACUCCAUGCGCUCCUCGGAAACAGGUGGUCGGCGAUAGCGACCCAUUUACCUAAAAGAACGGAUAACGAAAUCAAAAACUACUGGAACACACAUAUGAAGAAAAAGCUGAUCAAAAUGGGGAUAGAUCCAAUCACUCACAAACCAAUUAAGAACAAUGAAGAACAAAACAAUAUGAACUCCACCCUCACCCACAUGGCUCAGUGGGAAACGGCUCGGCUCGAAGCCGAAGAACGACUCGCUCGUCAAUCCAAGCCGCAACCAAUUCCAUCAGCUAAUCAAAACCCAUAUGGUUCUUCAGGCGGCGAGGAAUCUCCAACGACGUCGUCUACGGCCGCCGGUGGCGAUCAUCUGCCGUCGUCGGACAGCAAGAACAACUGGUGGGACGCCAUUCUCGGCGGCGAGUUCUGAUGGAAGUGAGUUUUUAUUUAUUAACGAUGGAAAAAGAAAAUGACCCAAAAAUUAAUUAUGAUUUUCGGAAAUUAUUAUUUUGGGAAUUAAUGUAAGUGUGAAAGUUUGAUUUACAAUUAUUAUUAUGCUUUUAAAU